AUGACUUCUCUGAUUAUUGAUGCCAGUGACGACGCUGAACGGGCUCGGAUUUCCGAAGUGAUUUGCAAGCAUCCUAAGAAUGUACAUAUACUUUCACCAACACUAUUUUUGAAGUCCCAAAUGACGAUUUUACGCGAUGCUGAUACUGUAAAAUCAGCGGAGUUCCGUCGAGCAGCUGAUCGCAUCACGAGGCUGCUAGUUGAGGAGGUUAUCAACCUCGGCUGGAUCAAGUGCGCUGAAGAUGUGAAAGUAACGACUCCCACUGAGGAAACUGUGAAGGGUGUGCGCCUUCCAGAGGACCAUCUGAUGGCUGUGAGCAUUGUGCGUGCUGGUGAAAGCAUGGAGGCUCCUGUGCAAGAAGUAUUCCCAGAAGCCAGAAUUGGAAAGGUUCUCAUUCAACGUGAUGAGGAAACUGCGAUGCCAAAACUAUUUUAUAUCAAACUCCCCGAGUUCAAGUCAUCACCACAUGUUUUGCUGCUAGACCCGAUGCUGGCCACCGGAGGGAGCUGUAUUAUGGCGAUCAAGUCCUUGCUGGAGGACCCCAACUGCCACAUAGUAGAGAGCGAUAUCAUUUUCCUCAAUCUCAUUUCGUGUCCAGAGGGCAUUGAAAAUCUCACUGCUGCUUACCCUAGAGUCCGUAUUGUCAGUGGAUGCCUUGAUCGAGGACUCAACGAGAAGGCGUAUAUUGUUCCGGGCCUUGGUGAUUUCGGUGACAGGUAUUUCGGAACUCAAUAG
Perkinsus marinus ATCC 50983 is the source of this 735-nucleotide messenger RNA. RefSeq names its product uracil phosphoribosyl transferase, putative. The record is from RefSeq and is a predicted model, not a curated record. Bases 1 to 735 code for a protein of 244 amino acids. The transcript is spliced from 8 exons. Lineage: Eukaryota; Perkinsozoa; Perkinsida; Perkinsidae.